UAGUUAUCCUUUCAGGCAAGCCAGGCUUGAGCUGGAAAGAUAAGCUACAGAGGUGGGGCACACAGCACAUCAGGCUUUGGACAUAAUGGCAAUGUAAUAACUGGGAGUGGACCUUCUGUUUUUUUUUAAUCUGGGAAAAGGGUUAGAAUGACAGUAAUACCUCAGAGGUUCUGGAGACAAACUGUUCUCAAAGAAGCAGGCACGACUCUGAAGUUCGGCUCUUCAGGACACACUUCUCUCUGCAAGCUCAUUCUGGUUUUCCUCAGAGUUUAAAACUGGUGAGCAGAUGAUGUGGAAGGCACUUUUCUGUGAGCUACAAUUGACCAGGGUGGCUUCAAAACACAAGCUCUGGGCUGUGUUAAUUAUUGCCUUUAACUUCAUGUCCUUCAUCACCAUCAUGUUUUAUUGGAAAAUCAGCCAAGACAUUGUGGACAAGACACAGCACCAUAAUCUGCCUGGAGAUGUUAAGUGUCCACUUCUUCCUACUCCUAUAACAAGAUGGUCCCCUCAUUCAACCAAGGAUAUAUACUUUGUGGAAACAUCAGAACGAACUAAUCCCAAUUUCCUGUUUAUGUGUUCUGUUGAAUCAGCAGCCAGGGUUCACCCGGAAUUAAAAAUUGUUGUCCUUAUGAAGGGCUUGGUCAACUAUAACAAUACCUUGCCAAAACGUUUAGGCAUAUCCUUUUUCAGCUGCUUCCCUAACCUUGAAAUCAAGCCAUUGGAUCUGAAUGAACUUUUUUCUAAUACUCCCCUGACUAGCUGGUAUUCAUUGGCCCAGCAGAGGUGGGAACCGUAUUUCUUGCCCAUUCUUUCUGAUGCCUGCCGAAUUGUCAUCAUGUGGAAAUAUGGUGGCAUCUAUUUAGAUACAGACUUCAUAGUCCUUAAGAACUUAAACAACCUCAGGAACGCACUUGGUACACAGUCCACAUAUUCACUGAAUGGAGCCUUUCUCUCAUUUGAUCCCAAACACAAGUUUAUACAACUUUGCAUGGAAGAUUUUGUGGAUAAUUACAAUCGCUGGAUCUGGGGACACCAGGGCCCCCAGCUCUUCACCCGCAUGUUUAAGAGGUGGUGUACUAUCCGUAGCCUGAAGAACAGCAGAAGCUGCAAAGGGGUCACUAUUUUCCCACGAGAAGCCUUCUAUCCCAUCCGCUGGCAGGACUGGAGAAAGUAUUAUGAAGUUAUAAGUGCUUCGGAGCUUCCUAAACUGUUUAACAACACCUAUGCUGUGCAUGUGUGGAAUAAGAAAAGUCAAGGGAAACAACUUGAGAUCACCUCUGAAACCUUACUAGCACAAUUGUAUUCCAAAUACUGUCCUUCUACGUAUAGCCUUAUGAAGACCUAUCUGUAAUGCGAGAGAGCUGUUUAUUAUUACAGAAGUCCAAAGUCAACACAGCUGUUCAGCCAUGGCAGUUGAAUGACCCAUUCCUCAUUCCCAGCAGAGGCAAGCACUCCAUAUAUCAGUUGGGUUUUCAAGACUGGUUGAAGAGAGAUCGGGGUCAUAAGGUCAGGAUAUUUUGAAAUGCAGAAUAAUUUCGUGAAAAUGAACCAAGAUUUACAAACUCUGGGACUCUUUUGCCUGGAUAUAAAAUAAGCAAAUGAAAGGAUUCUGAAAGGAGAAUGGCUACUUUAAUGGCAUUAUGUUUAACUGACUUACUGAUUUUUUUCACUCUGUUUUGAAGAGUGAUGGACAAUUCAGUAGAAAUCACAUGCUUUAAAAACAUGUUAAACAAUCACUUCCACUUCAAUUAAUGUGCCUUAUCACUAGUGAUGUCAUUAAUGUUUGUGUUUGCUUGAAUGGUUUUAUGAACAUAUCAACAAUGCUACUCUGUUACCUUUCUAAAUGAAUUUA
Anolis sagrei ordinatus is the source of this 1852-nucleotide messenger RNA. RefSeq names its product lactosylceramide 4-alpha-galactosyltransferase-like. NCBI's taxonomy places the organism in Eukaryota, Metazoa, Chordata, Lepidosauria, Squamata, Anolidae. Gene Ontology annotation, molecular function: galactosyltransferase activity. Gene Ontology annotation, biological process: glycosphingolipid biosynthetic process. The record is from RefSeq and is a predicted model, not a curated record.